GGAACUGAGCGGUCGGUUAGCAACAACAGCAGCAGGAUGCCCGCACAGCUGUCAGACUGAAACUCACCGAUCUGCGUUUGAUUCGCACCUUUACUGAAACGGCACCGACAUGCGGGACGCGCAGGAGCGCGUGCACGGCGCCUGAUUGUUCUCCCGGUUCCCCGGUUCGCGGACGGAGUUUACAAUGUGGAGAGAAUGAACCAUCGGAGCGGCAGCGGAUACACCGCUGCUGCUGCGGAGCUAACGCGCUAACAAGCUAACAGGCUAACCGGCAGAAUGAGGAGGCUUUCCUAAACUUUAUCGACACGGGGACUCAGCGACAACAAUAGCCAGGUAACAUGGACUCACUGCUGGACUUCGAGGAGUGUGUCAAAGACUCACCUGAAUUCAGGCGGAACCUGGAUCAGUUUGAGGCGGAGGUUUCCCUGCUGGAGGCGCACCUGGACAAGGUGAUGCAGCUGUGCGGUAAGAUGGUGGAGGCGGGGCAAGCGUACAGUUCAACCAAUCAGCUGUUCCUGAGCAGCCUGGCUGAGCUCUCCAUGUACCAGAAGAAAGACAGCAUCAUCACAAACUGUCUGAACCAGUUCAACCAGGGCCUGCAGGAGAUGGUCAGCUUUCACACUAUGUUAUUUGAUCAGACACAGAGAGCCAUUAGCCAGCAGCUGACCAACCUCUGUACACAGUUCCUCCCCCAGCUGGCGGAGACCAGGAGAGAGUUUGUUCGCAUCGGAGAGGAUCUGGAGACGGCGGCGGUAAAAAACGCUCAGGCGUCUCGCCACAAAGCCGCCGACGCAGAGAGGGCCAGUCACCUGCUGCUUGCCACGCGUAAAUGCUACCAACACUUUGCCCUGGAUUAUUGUCUGCAGCUUAAUACCUUCAGGACUCAGCAGAGGGUCGACAUCUUAAACUCAGUUUUCUCCUUCGUCCACGCUCAGUUCACCUUCUUCCACCAAGGCUUCGACCUGCUCAGAGACCUGGAACCCACCAUGAAGACCAUGGCAGCGCAGUUGUCCCAGCUGUCAGCAGAAUGUGCAGCCAAAAGAAAAGACCUGGAGAACAAACACCUGUUGGUGCAGCAGAGAGAUGCUUCAGGUGAGCCAAUGGUCAGCCCAUGUCCUGGGAGUGAUGACAUCAUCCAGGGUUACCUGUUCAAACGCUCCAGGAGGAAAUCCAAAACCUGGAAGAGGUGCUGGUUUUCCAUCAGAGACAAUCAGCUCAUUUACAGAAAGUCACACAGGGAGGACGCCAUGGUUCUGUUUGAGGAUCUCAGACUCUGUGCCAUCAAAUCUCUGGAGCACAUGGAUCGACGUUUCUGCUUCGAGCUUCUCUCUGUCCAGAAGUGUUGUGCCCUGCAGGCCGACUCGGAGCAGCUGAAGCAGGCCUGGCUCAGCGCUCUGCAGGGCAGCAUCGAUCUCGCCUACAGAGAGAGAGCCAGCACUCCACUCACUCAGGCAGGUUCAGCUUCGCGGAUAAAUCUGCCUAAAGAGCCCCCCCCUCUCCCGUGCGGCGGGAAUAAUUCGCCGGGCCCCCCGGCUCAGAGGCCGGCGGCCCUGGGCGUGGCACUGAGGGGCCCUGGGAACCAGCGGUGCUGUGACUGCGGGGAGGAGGAGCCUCGCUGGGCCUCCAUCAACCUGGGAGUCACCAUGUGCAUCGAGUGUUCGGGGAUACACAGGAGCCUGGGUGUUCACCUGUCUAAGGUACGGUCUCUCACUCUGGAUUCAUGGGAGGCCGAACAGCUGAAGCUUCUCUGUGUUUUGGGAAAUGACGUCAUGAACCAGAUCUACGAGGCGCGAUGUUCAGAGGAAGGACGAGUCAAGCCCACGACCGACUGCCCCCGGGCAGAGAAGGAGAUGUGGAUCAAGGAGAAAUACGUGGAGAAGAGAUUUGUACGGAACAGCAGCUCAGAUGAAGCUCGGCGUCACAAGAACGAGGCCGGGUUCCGUCUGUACCAAGCAGCCUUGGCUGGAGACCUGGUUGCCAUGGCGGCGGCGUUGGCCGAGGGGGCGGAGGUCAACGGCAGCAUUGCCGAGGAGGGGGGACGCACGGCGCUGAUCGGAGCCGCUGUUGGGGGGUCGCUGUUGGCCUGUGAGUUCCUGCUGCUGAACGGAGCCAACGUCAACCACCGAGACCUCAGAGGACAGGGAGCGCUGCACGCUGCUGCCACCGCUGGACACACCGGACAGGUGUGUCUGUUGCUGAAGAGAGGAGCCAAUCAGUAUGCGGUGGACGAGAGAGGACAGGACCCGUUGGCCAUCGCCGUGGAAACAGCUCACGCUGACAUCGUCACACUACUGCGGAUGGCCAGGAUGAACGAAGAGAUGAGAGAUUCAGAAGGAGUCUUUGGAGCUGCGGGAGAUGACGAGACGUUUCAGGACAUCUUCCGAGACUUCAGCGACAUGGCCUCACACGACCCGGAGAAACUCAGCAGGCGGCACUUCAGCCGGGGAGGAGAGGAGGGGCAUGAGGAGGAGGAGGGAAGAGGAAGAGGAAAAGGAGGAGGAGGAGGAGAAAUGGUGAACAACCAAAACAGUGUUGAAAAGACGCCUGAAUGACAGAACCCGAGGCUGGGACCCCGUCGGACCACAGACCCUCCUGCUCUGAAACCACGGGCACAUUUCAUUUAAACAUUUAGAAGAGUUUACUGACGCUUCACACGACUGACGGCUGAACUCAGAAAGCAUAAUGAUGUAGUGUAGUAUAUAUAUAUUCUUUAUAAUGACAUUAUCAGUGCACAUAUUAUACUUGAUGUACGGUUACUGUGGUUGGAAAAAGUGUUACCCGUGCUGAAGAUGAUGGAGGAGGAGCUAUGAACUAUGACUGCAGCUAACGUUUAUUUUCAGGAUCAGUUAAUCCGCAGGUUAUUUUCUCUGUUAAUCGUUUGGUCUGUAAAAUGUCAGAAACCUGGAAAUUAGCCGUGAACACUUUGACACAGACGGUGCAGAAUCCAUAGAUAUUCACUUCAGUCUUAGAAAACUAAGGGAACUGGUUUUACUCACCUCUGAGAAGUUGGGACAAACAGGGAAUCUGCAGGUCGCGAAAAGUCUUAAAAAGUAAAACAUCAUAACAACGUCCAACAACCUAAAACUGAAAAUAGGUUGUAGCCUUUAAUAACAUCACAUCAUCCAGCUACUUUACUCUGAAGUCAGUUGUUUACAGCAACAGUUUUCAGCUUCGUCCUGAGUCCAUGGUUUGUGGUGAAAUGUGUUUCAAACGUUCAUGUUCUCCUCAGGAUGAACAUGAAUAACUGAUCCUCUGACCUUUCCUCUAGCGCCACCAUCAGGUCACGUUUAAAUUUGUCCAACACUUUGGUUUAUGACUAAAUUUUAUACAGAGAGUAAGUUACUCCGAAUACACUGAAUGGAUACUGCUGAAGAAAUGUGGACAUAGAUAAUGUUAAACUCAGGGUUUGACUUCAUCAUAUUUUUCAUGUGAGGACUGAAAGUCACGAUGUUGUGCUUCAGUGUGCGAAGCUGAUGGUUUGACUGAGUGUUUCAUUAUCUUUUAUUUGAUGUUUGACUCUUCCCCCUUUUAUCUGCUGUGUUCUCUGACCUGUGUUCAGAAAGGGAUUUAAUGUGUAGCUGCUGUUACACGUCAGACUGAAGUGUCACUGUUGUUUCUCUGAGUCUGAAAACUGUUUAAAUGUUUUUAUGAAUCAGGACUGAAGUGGACCAACAACCUGUGAGGACAGAAUUCAGGCCUGAAGCUCAACUCACGUCGCUGCUGUUACAUAACAUCAUGUAAAUGUAGAUUUUAUUAUCAUUUUUUAAAGCUGCAAACCUGCUGCAAACUUCACUGCAUCGACUCAAAGCUUCAGACUGAAGGAGGAAGACGUGUGAACUCUGCUUCAGGGUGAAUUUGUCUUUACCGACAAAACAUUUCAUUCCACAUUGUUACUAAUGUGAUGCUAAUGCUUAAUAAAAUGUCUUAAUA
Molecule: messenger RNA, 3930 nt
Organism: Toxotes jaculatrix (banded archerfish)
Lineage: Eukaryota; Metazoa; Chordata; Actinopteri; Toxotidae
Product: BAR_ACAPs and ArfGap_ACAP domain-containing protein
Exons: 22
Coding region: 339-2552 (737 amino acids)
Cellular component (GO): cytoplasm
Molecular function (GO): protein binding; GTPase activator activity
Source: RefSeq, a predicted model, not a curated record